AUGAAGGUCUCUUCUCUUUUCAUUACAGCAGCUCUUGCUAUUGCAUCAGCAGAUGCAUGCGCUAGUUACAAGCAUUGCUGGUGUGUGAGAGACAACUUCAACUACCAAGGGAAGAUUCAAAACAAUGUCCCCUGGGAUGAGGACACCGUGAAAGCCUGUGAAGCAAACGGUGGUGGAGGAACUUCCGGAUAUUACGGGCAGAACUUCAAAGAAUGCUACCGAUACGUGAAGCGUACAUGGCGUCUGGAUGGUGCCAUCAACAACUGUGACUUCAGCAACGACUGCGCCGCCGCCGGCAAACUUGCUGGUGUUACCAGCCGUGGCCUUUGCCGUAACAAGAUUUCAGGAGUACAUACUUAG
Colletotrichum truncatum is the source of this 360-nucleotide messenger RNA. RefSeq lists its product as uncharacterized. Lineage: Eukaryota; Fungi; Ascomycota; Sordariomycetes; Glomerellales; Glomerellaceae. The record is from RefSeq and is a predicted model, not a curated record.